Galleria mellonella (greater wax moth) is the source of this 513-nucleotide messenger RNA. It is a transcript of the gene RpL30, whose product is annotated as 60S ribosomal protein L30. The record is from RefSeq and is a predicted model, not a curated record. Gene Ontology annotation, molecular function: RNA binding; structural constituent of ribosome. The transcript is spliced from 4 exons. Lineage: Eukaryota; Metazoa; Arthropoda; Insecta; Lepidoptera; Pyralidae. Bases 137 to 478 code for a protein of 113 amino acids. Gene Ontology annotation, cellular component: cytosolic large ribosomal subunit.
AUAGACUGACAGACAACUGACAGACAGUACAGAUAUUGUAAUUUUUUUUAGUCUCUUCCUUUUACUUCCGUCUUUGGUUUUUGGUGCGGUAGCGUUUCUACGGCAUACAUUGUGAGCUGUACUAUAAACAUACACAAUGGUUGCGGCUAAGAAGCAGAAAAAGACUAUUGAGUCUAUCAACUCGCGCUUGGCAUUGGUUAUGAAAUCUGGCAAAUAUUGCCUUGGUUACAAACAGACUUUGAAAACACUGCGUCAGGGUAAAGCAAAGUUGGUCAUCAUUGCCAAGAAUGCACCUCCAUUAAGGAAAUCGGAAAUUGAAUAUUAUGCUCUAUUGGCAAAGACUGGAGUCCAUCACUAUAGCGGAAACAACAUUGAGCUUGGCACAGCCUGUGGAAAGUAUUAUCGAGUAUGUACACUCGCAAUUACCGAUCCCGGUGAUUCAGACAUUAUUACUUCAUUACCCGAGGCCACGGCAUAGUUAUAUAAAUAAAUUUAUUUUAUAACAAACAAGUA